AUGACUGCCGGCAUGUAUGAGACGGUGAACGAGGUGUACAAGGUGCUCAUACCCAUCGCCGAGGAACACAGGGACUAUAAGAAACUCGCCAAUAUACACAGCAAACUGAACGAGGCAUUCACGCGCAUUGAGCAGCUGCACGGCAAGCGAGUGUUCGGCUCGUACUUCCGCGUGUCCUUCUACGGAGCCAGGUUCGGGGACCUCGACGGGGAGGAGUUUGUGUACAAGGAACAUGCACUCACCAAGCUGCCGGAGAUCUUCAGCAGGCUGGAGAACUUUUACGGCGCCCGUUUCGGCGUGGAUAACGUGGUGAUAAUAAAAGACUCCAACAUAGUAGACGUGAGUACGUUGGACCCGGACAAGGCGUACAUACAGAUCACAUACGUCGAGCCAUACUUCGAGCCACACGAGCUGCGCAAGCGCGUCACGCAGUACGAGAAGAAUUAUAAUAUUAAGCGGUUCAUGUACGCGACCCCGUUCACGGUGGGCGGACGCGCGCACGGAGACAUCGCCGAGCAGUGCAAGCGGAAGACUAUCCUCACCACGGCGCACCACUUCCCCUACGUCAAGACUAGGAUACAGGUGGUAUCACGAACACAAAUCAUACUGACACCUAUCGAAGUUGCGAUUGAAGAUAUACAGAAAAAGAUCAACGAGCUAGCAGCAGCCACGAGCCAGGAGCCCGCAGACCCGAAGAUGUUACAGAUGGUGGUACAAGGCUGUAUCGGGACUACUGUCAACCAGGGACCGCUCGAACUCGCGCAGGUGUUCCUGGCUCCUGUGGCAGAAGGCACGCAGCCUCCUACCCGUCUGACCAACAAACUACGCCUCGCCUUCAAAGACUUCUCCAAGAAAUGUCACGACGCUCUCCGUAAGAACAAAAACUUGAUCGGCAGCGACCAGCGCGAGUACCAGCGGGAACUGGAGCGGAACUUCCAGCGGUUCACUGAACGACUCGCGCCACUCAUACAGGCCACGCCUGGACACGUCGCGCAACUCAGCAAUGGCCUGAGCAAACACGACUACAAGUAUCAGGCGUAA
Messenger RNA from Spodoptera littoralis (African cotton leafworm), 1041 nucleotides. The record is from the annotation of a GenBank genome assembly. NCBI's taxonomy places the organism in Eukaryota, Metazoa, Arthropoda, Insecta, Lepidoptera, Noctuidae.